AUCAACAGCAACACCUCCGACCCUGACAGCAUCCACGCUCGAUGCACAGGUCGUCAUGCCCAUGAAUCCUAAUAUCCUCGGCCGGAGACGCUUCAUACAGCUUCGAUUAUGUACAUAGCAGCAUCCAUCGAUCCUCCGUGGCUGGCCGCGCCCCCCGCGCAGGUAGCGUCCUGAAGCUCCAGCACAACGACAGCGACAGUAGGCUAUCUAGCUCUAACAUUCCAAAUGGCCGUCCCGUGGCACCGUAGUUUGUUCGUGCUGGUUUCGGCUGCCUCCACGUAGUUGACAGGCGUUGGCGCGAGCAGAGUCCACUUCCCAUUGCUAGGAGACCAGUUGAUGUUGCCGCCAGCUAACAACCUCGGAAGUCCAGCGUGCCCCUCCGCAAUCGACGUGAUGGAAUCCACUUGAGAGGAAUGACGAGCUCCACCUCCGCCUCCGCACUCCUCUAAUCACUUCUUCUACUCGUUAAUAGCUCUAGCGAACCCCAAAAUGGCAGCGACGACAAACCCUCUCCACGGCACCCAUGCUGCGACCGACCCAACCGUCUCCUCCCAAACCUACACAAUCGCCGGCAUCCUCGUCACCGUCCAUGGCCUCGUAGAACUGCCUCCCUCCGCCUCCUCAGUCGCCUGCUUAUGGCUCCUUCACCCACGUCUCCAGAAAAAAGAAACAAUGGCCCCAAUCGCAAACCAGGUUAUCUCAGCAUGGAACGCCCGAGUCAGCCAAGCGCGAGCAGGAAAUACAUCCAAAGGCCUGAUUGCAGUAGCUUUCGACCAGAGGAACCACGGGAGCAGACAGGUCGAUGAACUGCACAACCAGGCGUGGAGAGAAGGAAAUCCCAGGCAUGCGCAGGACAUGUUUAGCUGCUACCACGGCACUGCAACCGAUACUUCGCACCUCAUAGACCACCUCGAGUCCUACAUCUUCACUGCCGCCAACGGGCCUAGGAUCACACAACACCUCGCCCUUGGCAUCUCGCUCGGCGGCCAUGCAACAUGGCAUUGUCUCUUAUCCGACCCCCGUAUAACUGCCGGCGUUGUGGGCAUUGGGUGUCCAGACUACACGCGCCUGAUGACGGAUCGCGCACGCCUCUCGAAACGGAAGACGUAUACUGAGACUUCACCGCCAGGCGCGUCGUUCCUGGGCUCACCGGAUUUCCCUCUGGCGCUGCAGGAUGCCAUCGCGCAGUAUGAUCCCGCUGGUCUCCUGUUGCCCGGUCAAUUCAAUCCCACAAGUGCUGAUCCGCAACCCGACAAGGCCAAGUUGGACCGGUUCAAGGUCUUGCUUAGAGAGAGGUUACAGGGAAAGCAGAUUCUGAAUCUCAGUGGCAAGGUGGACAAGCUUGUGCCGUAUGCAGCGGGUGAGCCAUUCUUGAACGUCUUGAAAGGUGUGUUACAGCAAGAGCCCAGUCUGAAUAUUGCCUUUGAGGAUGUGCUGUUUGAUGGCGUGGGCCAUGCGUUUCCAACGGCCAUGGCGGAUAAGGCGACCGAGUGGCUAUGCAACGUGCUAGCAAAGGCCGAGGUUUCGAGUAAGAUAUAGAACAACUCCAUUCAGUUCAGAGGUGCAAAAGUCUCCCGAAAGAGCCAUCUUCAUUACUACUAAAACAAACCCUUUAUACAAGUAGUCUUGGACUAUUUAGAUCUUGUUUUUUUAAUUCUUCGCUUGCACGUCCCAUCAUAGACUACAUGGACAUGACGUAUACAAUCGACAUUCUUCCAACGCUUCAGCUUCAUACAUCGUGCCCCAUUACCGUCACGCACCAAGGACACAGUAUCAGCCCCAUCCAUAAUCUCCAAGAUGAAAACCCAGCUAUCCAUCCGGUUUAGAUGCAAUGUUCACUUCCACAUCCCUUCAACCAUGGCGCCAAAUUCUUCGCCCCCUCUACUUCUCCUCUGC
This is a messenger RNA of Cucurbitaria berberidis CBS 394.84, 1896 nucleotides long. RefSeq lists its product as uncharacterized. The record is from RefSeq and is a predicted model, not a curated record. The transcript has a single exon. Lineage: Eukaryota; Fungi; Ascomycota; Dothideomycetes; Pleosporales; Cucurbitariaceae. The coding region runs from base 490 to 1539 and encodes 349 amino acids.